AGACGUGGGCGUUAUUUCACGUCACUAGAUACAUUAACUAGUUACGCGGCAUGUAACCGAGUCACUAGUUUCGCUUCAAAUUAAAAGUAGUGAUUUUUGUAAAUGCGUUACUGGGAUGGUUGGGUCAUGAGUGACCACGCGCACAAUAAUAUGAAUACGCGGCAUAUAACCGAAUCACUAGUUUCUCUUUCGAGUAGUAAUUUUGUAAAUGCGUUACAUUUCUUUCGCAUCGCGCCUACCGGCCGGUCGAGCGAGAUAGCAGAUCAGAUUUCCGAGUAAGCGAGAGCGGGUGACACGAAAAUCCGAAGUAAUCCGAACGCGCACAUGCCGUGGCAUACAACAAAAAACAAAACAGCGUAACAGUACUAGUUUAAGUACGUUUAAUUUUCAUACGUAAGACUAUAGACAUUAGACAAAUACAAUAAAAUAAGUGAUCUCUGUUUGUAAAUAAUUUCAACGGCUUGCGAUUCCAGGAAGCGAGCGUCAAUUUGUUGAAAAGUAAAAUAAAAGAACUUAGUUUGUUUUCGGCCUCCUACGCACUGGCGACCAUGGUCGCCGCGACCUGGCCGCGGCGGCCAGUGAAUUCUGGACUUUAUAUGGCAAUCGCUAUAGCCCCUACGCACUUAGCGGCCAGCGACCAGCGGCCACCGUUGGCCGCGGCGUCCAAUUUGAUGCCACGCGACCAGCGACCAAUCGUGGCCGUCGAGAACAUCACUUCUGUAUUAAAAUUCAUCAGUGCUACCGCAUCGGCCGCGGCGACCAGACGUGUAGCUAGCUACAGAGUGAUUAUUUUACAAUGGCCAAUUUCGACACGGAAAGGUUCAUAAUUGAAGUUGAAAAUAGAAGAGGUUUAUGGGAUUUAGCAUCAAAUGAUUACUCCAAUAAAGAUGUUAAGCGGCAGUUGUGGCUUGAAGUGGUCGAUAUAUUUGGCGGUGAAUCCAUGGAAGAUAAAGAAAAGGCAGAACUUGGCAUUACUCUCCAAAAAAGAUGGAAAAACCUUAGAGACUGUUUCACAAGAGAGCUGCGCCGUCUUAAAGAUGUCAAAAGUGGUUCUGCUGCAAAACGUAAAUCACAAUACACCUAUUUCAACCAAUUACUGUUUUUGAAAUCAGUGCUGGACACAAACGCAACAGAAAAUAGUCUCGAAGAGGCAAGUCAAGAAAAUGAAAGUGCAAGAUCUUCUGAUCUUGAGACUCAACAGUCUGCAUCAAAGUCGCUUAGAACAAAAAGGAAGAAAAAAAUACCAAACGAAGAAUCCGAUACAGACCCUCUAAUUUCAGUUCUGCAUAAGACCAUAGCGACUACACAGAAUGAUUCAAAUUGUGACAGAUUGUUUCUUUUAUCCCUCCUCGAAAGAUUUCAAACAAUCCCUGCUGCAAUGAAGACCAAAGCGAAAAUGGAAAUCAUGGAAAUUAUAGAAAAAUACCAACCGAACUGUACACCUACAACAGCGCGCAUAAACUAUUCAAGUAAUUUCAAUACUCUUAACGACCAAGAAUAUGACCCGCAUCGACCGAGUUAUUCAGGUUAUUCUACUACCAACAGGAUAUCAGAUGAUUCAAAUUACAGCGAUACUCAUACUCAUUAUUCUGAUAUUUCUCAAAAUUCAGAAAUGAUAGACCUAUUUCCCAAUUUGAAUGAUUAAUUGUUCACAAUUGCCAUUUUUUAAGUUAUGAAAAUACAAAUAAUUUGAUUAUCUA
This is a messenger RNA of Maniola jurtina (meadow brown), 1700 nucleotides long. RefSeq lists its product as uncharacterized. Bases 797 to 1645 code for a protein of 282 amino acids. Lineage: Eukaryota; Metazoa; Arthropoda; Insecta; Lepidoptera; Nymphalidae. Gene Ontology annotation, biological process: regulation of transcription by RNA polymerase II. The record is from RefSeq and is a predicted model, not a curated record. Gene Ontology annotation, cellular component: transcription regulator complex; nucleus. Gene Ontology annotation, molecular function: DNA binding. The transcript has 2 exons.